AUGGCCAAUCAAGAUCUACACCUCGGUAAUAUUCUUCUUCGACUGCCAUCAAGCUUUAAUCAAUUAUCAGAUGAAGAAUUAUACAAUAAGUACGAUGCACCAGAGCUAGAGCCAGUAACUCGGUUUGAUGGCAAACCAUUUCCACAAGGUGUCCCGUUAUACGCGAUCUCUCCGGUGUGGCUUGGAGAGCCGAGCGAGAGAAUCACAUUGCCAGAAGCCGAAAUUCUGAUAUCUGAUUUUGGCGAAGCCUUUUCGCCCUUACAAGAGGUCAGACACAAGUCUCAUUCACCAAUAACAAUCCGACCCCCCGAAACUCGAUUUGAGCCAGACCGGCCUCUUGGCUUUUCAACUGACAUUUGGACCCUUGCGUGCCAUUUGGUCAAUAAGCGGCCAAAGUUCAUUGUUUGA
This is a messenger RNA of Truncatella angustata, 408 nucleotides long. RefSeq lists its product as uncharacterized. The coding region runs from base 1 to 408 and encodes 135 amino acids. NCBI's taxonomy places the organism in Eukaryota, Fungi, Ascomycota, Sordariomycetes, Amphisphaeriales, Sporocadaceae. The transcript has a single exon. The record is from RefSeq and is a predicted model, not a curated record.